UCAAAAUGGCGGCAGACUUACCUCCAGCUCUUAGACAGAGAUUAUUAAAGAAAGGGAUCAUAGAUACACCUCCCUCUCCCUCCUCUUGUCCUAAUGCAGUCAAUCCUUACCAUGAAUGUACUGAUUACUGUAGACAGAGGUAUGGAGGGGGCGUGGCCUCCAAACCUACUGCUACUGCUCCAAAACUUCCAAAGCAGAAUGAAGCACCUGAAGCUGUGAUGCUGUUACCGCAAGAUUGGCUCCAAGUACGGGAUGAUAAAACGAAUCACUUCUAUUUCUGGAAUAAGAAAACUAAUGAAGUUUCCUGGUACCCACCAGCUAAAACUACCUACCAGCCAAAGCAGACAUUAGCAGAGGAGCAAAGGAAAAGGCUUUCAAGGAAGUCAGGGCCUUCAUCUUUUAAGAAAAAGAAAAAGAAAUUUACUGAAGAUACUGAUCUAGACCCAAUGGAUCCAGCUGCUUAUUCUGAUGCUCCAAGGGGAACAUGGCAGUCUGGUCUGGAAGAUAAAGGAGAAGCUAAGACUGGUGUGGACACAACCGCUAAUGGACCCCUCUUUCAAAUGAGGCCUUACCCCAGCCCUGGGGCCAUCCUUAAAAUGAAUAAAGAUAUUAAAUCAUGAUUCAUGCACUUGCACUUUUAUUAAUAAAAACUUAACAUCAACUGUCUCUUCAUUUACAUAAGAGACACGUGAAUACAUUGUA
Molecule: messenger RNA, 702 nt
Organism: Amphimedon queenslandica
Lineage: Eukaryota; Metazoa; Porifera; Demospongiae; Haplosclerida; Niphatidae
Exons: 7
Coding region: 6-620 (204 amino acids)
Biological process (GO): alternative mRNA splicing, via spliceosome
Cellular component (GO): cytoplasm; nuclear body
Molecular function (GO): protein binding; ribonucleoprotein complex binding
Source: RefSeq, a predicted model, not a curated record